AAUACAUUAUCUGCCCGUGCGCAUUCUGAUUCUCUAGUCUCGCCUUCGUCCGCGAUCGUCAGACGAUCGUGAGCUGUUUUAAAAUCUUCCUACGAUCGUCUCAGUAGCAAUCAAACAGUAACAGAGCGCGGAGUGAUAUUUUCCGAGAGGACCCUCGGUGUCGGCCACAGGUCCGCAGCAUCAACUAGGACGUUCCGGGUUGCUAUCAGACGCAACGCCAACGUGAGCAGUGAUAAGAAUCUUCCAUCGCCCAGAACCCGGUGCCAGAGCGCACUGAGAAGAACGAAGGGAACCGAAAAUGUCCGGUGAUACGCAACCGAAGAAGCGGAAGGAUAAGAAAAGGAAAAAAGAUGACGAAGAUAUGGUAAAGGAAACGACAGUUCAUGCCCCGAAGCAACAAUCGGCCGGUGCUGCCCAGGCCGCCAAGGAUCCAAGCGACGUGCAGAUGCACAUCCACAGUGACCAUGGAACCGGUGGGCACUGGUGUGCGAAGGUCGUCUUCUUUAUUUUGCUGGCCGGCUUGGGUGCAUUGAUUGGACUGAUCAUCAUGGAGAAUCAAGGCGUUUCAAACGAGGAUACACCGCUGUCCGAAUCCCGAUACUCGGAGUUCUUUAACGGCUGGGUCGACGAGACCCGGCAGGACGACCAUCAUCACGAGGAAAUACUGGCGGCCAUCAAUUCGCUGGAUGAUCACGACGAUCAUGAUAAUGGUGGCGCGGAGCAUGCCGUAGACGAUCACGACGAUGACGAUGAGCAUGGUGGCGAAGAUGACGAUCAUGAUGAUGGAGCUCCGUACGCGGAAGUAGAGGAUCAUGAUGACGACGACGAUGGCGCACAGGGGCAGGACGAAGAUGACGACGAUGAGGGCCCGGCACAGAAGCUAGAAGAUGAUGAGGUGGAAGAGAUUUUCGCCCAACAAGAGGCAGCUGCCCGCCAGGAGGCCUUUGCGCAGGCUCAAGACGAUGACGACGAUGAGCAGGACGAUGAUGGUGAUGGUGAUGAUGACGAUGACGAUGAUAACGAACCAAGCUUGGUGAAACCGGUGCCUGCGGAAAUUGUCAACGAUGGAAACGACAACGACGAUGACGACGACGAUAACGAUGACGAUGCAGAAAACAUUGCCAGGGAAAUCGAAGAAAUUGCUCAAGCAGAUGAUGAUCAGGAUGAUACACCAUUCGAUGAAGAGAAGCCCCCUAACGCUUUGCAUUCAAGCUUUAAUAAAAACGCACGAAUGAAAAAUUUGAAAGAUGAUGCCGCUGCCGAUCAUAUAGAAAAAUUGCUUGAUAUUGACAAGUCUGAAACGAAUGGCUUGCAAUCGGAUCAAAAGCGAGAAGCAACCGCUGAACCGCCGUCCGUGAUGCCUGUCACGGGGGAAACGCUGAAAAAUCAGAUGGACGAGUUGGUGCGAAACUAUAACAAACUUGCCCAAUCGCUAGACGUCCCGCUGGUGGAGGAAACACUCGAUGAACCCGAGAUCAAGGAAGAUACUGUAAAAGGGUCACAGCUUCGAAAGGAUGAAGAUGAUGACGGCGACGAGGAUGAAAUUGAAGAGGUAAAGCGUGGAUCAGAGCAACCAAACGCUGCUGACGACGAUGAUGAUGAUGAUGAUGACGCUGACGACGAUGGAAAUGAAGGUGGUUUUGAUGAGUUCGUCGACAACGAUGGUGGUGAGGAGGAAUAUCUGGCAAAGUUGCGUAGUGAACAGCAGCGUCGUACAGCGGCCGAAGAAGAACGCAAAUCUGCCGUCGAACCGGAAGAGGAAACUUCACAAAUCCCAACGAGGGCUGAGGAAGCUGAUCGGUCCUAUCAGGAAGAAUUAAGGCGCGCCCAGCAACAGCUCGACGAGAACCAAGCCCAACCGGCACUCGAGGCGUUCGAGCGGAUCAUCGCACGAAAAUCAAACUCCAUUGCGGCGCUAGUCGGACGGGCUCGAGCGUUGGAUGCAUUGGCCGAGCAACGGCGUAGCAAUAGCAUCCUGACAGAUGCGAUCGCUGCGUAUCGUAAGGUGAUCGUCCAGGACCUGGUGGUCGACGAUGGGACGCUGAAGGCGGUUGCCGAUCGAUGCAUCGAUCGGUUGCGGUUCCAGGGUCAGCACGCGAAGGCAAUCGAGAUUCACGAGAUACUGAUUCGACGAUUCGACGACGAACCGCACUAUCGCAAUCAGCUCGCCGUGACGUAUCUCUACAUGAACAGAUUGCCGGAAGCUAAAGCCAUCCUGCACGAAACAUUGCUCCGUUGGAUCGACGAUGGAUUCGCGCUGGUCCAUUACGGGUUUGUGCUGAAAACGCACGAUAACAACAUGGAGCUUGGAGCCCAGUACUUGCGAGAGGGUAUCGAUACGGGCCACGAAGGAACGCAGGAUGGACGGUUCUACUUUCAGCUCGGCGAUGCCCUGCAACGGCUUGGACGGAACGCGGAAGCGCUCGACAUCUACCGGAGGGGCGUGGAGAAAAAGUUAUUCCUUUCGCUCUACCAACGUUCGCUGUACAACGUGGUUGGGUUGCGAUCGCGACCCUUCUGGACGGUGGAGCAAACGACGUACGCGACCGAUCUGGAGCGCGUCCGGAGCCAGUGGACGCUGAUUCGCGACGAGGGACUAAAGCUACUGAACGCCGACGGGGUGUUUGUGAAUGAGUCAGAGAAUUUGCGCGAUCGCGGCGACUGGAAGCAGUUCGAGCUUUUCUCCCGAGGGUCGCGGCUGGAGAGGAAUUGUGCCCGAGCGCCCCUUACCUGUCGGCUGAUCGAGCAACACCUUCCGGCGGCACGUUCCUGUAAGCGGGGCCAGGUGAAAUUUAGUGUGAUGCUACCUGGGACGCAUGUGUGGCCACACUGCGGUCCGACCAACUGCAGGAUACGGGCGCACCUGGGGUUGAACGUUCCGGACGGUACCCACAUACGGGUGGCCGAAAAAACACGAUCUUGGGAGAACGGAAAAUGGUUAAUUUUUGAUGACAGUUUUGAGCACGAGGUGUGGCACAAUGGAACCACGACCCGACUGGUGCUUAUAAUAGAUCUAUGGCAUCCGGAUCUCACCGAAAGCCAGCGCCGAUCGUUAUCUCCAAUCUAGUGCACGACACUGGAGGGAAUUCUAACCAACGGUCGACGAGAAACGAGCGUGGCGUGGAACGCAGCUCUGCAUUUUACCGUACAUACAUAGAUAUAUACAGAGGGCUGACAAGCAAUAUGUGGUAGUUGUGUGUAGUAAGUUAAGUUAGAUUUUUAUUUCUUCUUCUUUGAUUCGUAGUGCUGUCUUUUAAAGAAUGCGAGUGAGUUUUGCUUUCUAUUAGAAUAGCGGUUGGCUUGAAUCCAAACCGGAGGCACAUGAUGUUUUCCAGUUGGAAGAAAGCAAUCGAAUGCUCAGAAAAUAAGUUUAGAAAAUUCUCCGGAAUCACAAGUGUAUUUUAACCAAAGGCAAAGCUAGGCAUAGAAGAACUGCAUUGGAGCGCUAGAGGCUGCAAGGCGUCCCUAUCGUCGAUCGCGUGUUACGGGUUAUCGUUAGGAAGAGUUUCAUAUGAGGAAAGACAGUGGCGUUGGGCGGAAUGGGUGGACACGGGGGCAUUCAGUGAAGACGACAUAGAAUGACGUAGUGACUGACUAGGACUAAGACUUGCUGGUAGCAGAAGUGCGGUGGGAAAGUGGGAUUAUUCGUCAUGGAAGACCGUAUUUUAGGUUGUGUAAAGCACUAGAAGACUUAACCGGAAGAGAGAAGUUAUCAAUCAAAGCAAUCAAUCAAAAUUAACGAAAAGAAAAAUUAGUACACGAUGGUGAAAAAAUGUUCUCCCA
This is a messenger RNA of Anopheles coustani, 3783 nucleotides long. RefSeq names its product aspartyl/asparaginyl beta-hydroxylase (gene Asph). Gene Ontology annotation, cellular component: endoplasmic reticulum. Gene Ontology annotation, biological process: peptidyl-aspartic acid hydroxylation. The coding region runs from base 299 to 3067 and encodes 922 amino acids. Gene Ontology annotation, molecular function: protein binding; peptidyl-aspartic acid 3-dioxygenase activity. The transcript has 10 exons. NCBI's taxonomy places the organism in Eukaryota, Metazoa, Arthropoda, Insecta, Diptera, Culicidae. The record is from RefSeq and is a predicted model, not a curated record.